Molecule: messenger RNA, 3673 nt
Organism: Cygnus atratus (black swan)
Lineage: Eukaryota; Metazoa; Chordata; Aves; Anseriformes; Anatidae
Gene: MPPED1
Product: metallophosphoesterase domain containing 1
Exons: 7
Coding region: 208-1116 (302 amino acids)
Molecular function (GO): hydrolase activity
Source: RefSeq, a predicted model, not a curated record
AGGGGAGGCGGGGGGGAGGGGAGGCUGGGCUCCCGGAGAAGGAGACGACCGCUCGCACAAAAUCCGGCGGCUUCCAGGCAGCCCUGGCGGGCAGGGUUUUUCAAAGGCAAGUGCUGCAUAGGUAAGGAGAUGUCAUGGUCUUCUUCCAUCGAUGUAGGAAGAUAGCAGAUAUGAUUGCCUGAAAAAGCAGACCUACCCAGUGCAAGCAUGGCUUUCGCCCAGUCGCACAUUAUGGCAGCUAGAAGGCAUCAGCAUAGUAGACUCAUAAUUGAAGUGGAUGAGUACAGCUCCAACCCCACACAGGCUUUCACGUUCUACAACAUUAACCAGGGACGUUUCCAGCCCCCACAUGUGCAAAUGGUUGAUCCAGUGCCCCAUGAUGCUCCCAAACCUCCGGGAUAUACUCGAUUUGUCUGUAUUUCUGAUACUCACUCGAGAACUGAUCCCAUCCAAAUGCCAUAUGGAGAUGUGUUAAUACAUGCUGGUGAUUUUACUGAGCUGGGACUUCCUAGUGAAGUAAAAAAAUUCAACGAGUGGCUAGGUAGCCUGCCCUAUGAAUACAAGAUUGUGAUAGCAGGAAAUCAUGAAUUGACCUUUGACCAGGAAUUCAUGGCUGACUUAAUCAAGCAGGACUUUUACUAUUUCCCCUCUGUUUCUAAGCUGAAGCCAGAGAGCUAUGAAAAUGUACAGUCUCUUCUAACAAACUGCAUCUAUCUUCAAGACUCUGAAGUGACCGUGAGGGGAUUCAGAAUAUAUGGCUCCCCUUGGCAACCUUGGUUUUAUGGCUGGGGCUUUAAUCUUCCACGAGGCCAAGCACUAUUAGAGAAAUGGAACCUGAUUCCAGAUGGGAUAGAUAUUCUUAUAACACAUGGACCACCUCUCGGUUUUCUAGACUGGGUACCUAAGAAAAUGCAACGGGUAGGAUGUGUUGAGCUGCUGAACACAGUCCAGAGACGAGUACAGCCAAGGCUUCAUAUUUUUGGACACAUCCAUGAAGGUUAUGGUGUCAUGGCUGAUGGAACUACUACCUAUGUGAAUGCAUCUGUGUGCACUGUGAAUUACCAGCCACUAAAUCCACCUAUAGUUAUUGACUUACCUACUCCAAGGAACACAUGAUUAUAAUAAAGGAUUUAAUAUUGUGCCCAACACAUUAGCAACUUUAUAUUGCUGGCUGAGAAUCCCAAUAAGGAACUAUUCAACAAAGCAAAAACCUUCUUCUUUUUUUCCUGCUAUCUCUUCACAGAUAAAUUCAAGUGACAGAAACGGAAGACAAACACAGGCAUUUUGGUGCCAGAAACAGAUUAAAGACAUAUCGUCAUUAAAAUAUUUGUGAACACAGCACAGUGAAUGCAUUCCACAUAUAUAUACAUACGCAUAUAUAUAUAUCUCAAGUAGGGACUUAUGUAUAUACCGUACAUUAUAUUGGACUUACUAAAAGAACAAUGUCUUUCAAGGGAGUGUUUCCUCAAGAAAGUUUGAAGUUUAAACAUAAGUGUUUAGACUAGGAUUUCCUCAUUUCAGAUGUUUCCCAGUGAGCUCUUGAUAGCUGGAAUGUGAUGGUAAAGAUGUUUUCCCUUAGUUAACAUGGCAAGUACAAAAGAUAGUACAUGGAUGACCAGUCACAGGAGGAAAGCUAUUAUUUUAGGUCCUCCAGGUCUUGAUUCUUUGCAUCUAUUCAAAACCAGUGCAGCAGAGGCCCCAAUUCACUUUACUGAAAUGAAGUUUUACUACAUCUGGCAUUACAGAUGGUAAGGGAAAUGGUGCAUAUUGCCGGCAUGCUGUAAACAGCUCAAAAUUCAAGACGGGAGACUGUGUUAAGUGCAGUAUAAACUCAGGAAUUUGUAACCUGGCCUCGCCUGUGGAAAAAAAAAUAUAUAAGUGUUUUUUCAUAUGCUAAGGCGAUAUGUGAUUGUAUGUAAAAAGCAAAAGCAAAAAAAAAAAACAAUAACCUGAUGUUCAGUAGUGAUAUUCUAAAUAAAACCCACUGGGACUGUUUAAAAUUGUUACUGGGACAUGCAGCCAAUGAUGAGAUUGCUGGUUUGAAUUUGGCCCAUGUCAGCUGUGAUUAAAUGUCAUUGUGAUCGGUUUGUCCUUUGGGAAACUGUACGGACUUAGAGGGGGGUGUCAUCCCAAAGUGGAGUUUGGGCAUUCAUUUUCAGACAUCUAUGUAGUAGCAUAAGUGCAAUGAGUGACGAGUACUUGCCAAUGGGUACAGAGCGAGUCCCCUCACAAAACCUAUCAUUCCCAUGUGCCCGCUCAGAGACGCUGCUGAGAGAGGCCUGAGACAAAACCAUUAACCCAGUUGAAAUCCAUCUAUUGUGUUGGCAUACCGAGGCAAAGCAGGAGAUGUGGGAGCUGCUGGGGAUGGCUGACACUAGUCGUUCCCCUGCAGCUUUCCUGCAGGUUAACAGAGGUGCUGAAUCUGCUGGGAUUUCAGUCCAGUCCGAGGCAGAAGCGCAAGAAUUGACUAAAACCCACAAAAAUACGUGCUUCAAAUGUGUGCCACAACACAUUUCUGCCUUGAACUAACAAACAUCUCCAUGCUCAAAGAGGAACCUUUUUGCCUUGAUGGAGAUAAUGUAACUGGUGUAACCUGAACGUGGACAUUCUGAAUUUGGAGCUGACUGCAUCUAUAUAUUAAUUUUGUUUCCACACAUGAGGCAAAUCAUUGCACCAUCAAUACAGGGUUGUUCGCAGGUCUGUGGGUAGCCCAUACCUGCACACACACUGGUUAGAUGUGUGGGUUACUUUUUGCCUGAUGUAUGGUUUUAAAUGUGACCUUUGUGUAGCAGCUGCAUGUACAUUAUAUACAUACACAGUCUUAAAUAUCUGUUCUGCAACCCCAGGCUUGCAGCCUCAACUCUAAGCAAAGUAGGCAGAAACACCACAUUUUGCUGGCUUACCACGUGCAGCUGCGCUUCUGACUGAUGCUGGAAGCUGUGAAAUUUGAACCCAGGUACUGACCCACUGACACCAGUAAACAUGGCAAGCCACAGAUCUGUCAUUUCUUGGAGCUGUUGAGUGACUUGGAUUUUCUUUUUGACUAAUUUGCUGUUUUAUUCCUGAAACAAAAGCAAACAGAAAAACAACCAGCGGUGUCCUGCAACUGUUUUGGGUGUGCACAGUUUGCAGCACAAGAACAGUCUACCAUGAAUUCAGCUGGGUCUACUUUUUGUAUAAUCCAUUGGUGUAGAAAUUGCAAGAUCAGCUCCUAAAUCAGCAAGGACUGAAAUUUUUAGUUUAAUGUGAACUCCCAGCAUCAUUGGGAAGAUGAAGAAUAGCAUGCAGUUAGAAUAAAAGUGUCUUAGCUAGUCACAACUCAAGCGUUUUGAAACAUAUGUGGCAGGAAAUUGGCUGUAUGUUAAAGUCUGAAAUGUUUACAUUCACUCAUGGCACUUACACUAAAAUGUUAAAAGUGGGGAAAAGAGGUCCUUUUAUUAGCCUCGACAAAAUUUCUAUGUUGACCAUAAACUAUUCUCUUAAAAAUAAUUUUGCCUAAGGUAUCUUCAAAAUACUGUGUAUUUUUAUGUGAAAAGGAUAUGAAAGCAGCUGUUACUUCAAAAUAUCAUUUAAAGUACUCGAGGUAUGAAAGAUUAAAGGUUAUUUAAUCAUUUUGGCAUAACUUGAUUGUUGUUGUAAUUUUUGGUCAAGCAUGUUAGACAAAUAAAGUCUU